UUUUAUUGCAUUUCUGGCUCCUGAUGGUGGUGGCUUCUGCGAAGAGAGAGAGAGGCCCAUUUCUUCCCCUUCCGCCCAUAAACUCCAGCCAACGGGGAGGGCGGCCUGGCACUCCGCCACCAGAACUGGCAAGGAAUGUAGCUUAGGAAAGAAGACGGCGGGGGGAGUAAAAACUAAGGGGGAAAAACAGAAACACACUGAGCUUGCUUAGAGCCCGGGCUGCAGGCCCCGCAACUCGGACAAGAUGGAGUGCUGGUAGCGGUUCAUUGGGGGGGUCUGCCCCGCAGGGUCCGUCCUCUCUGGAGCAGGACACAAAUGUUGACCCCCAUCCCCGUCUCCAGAGCUACCUGGAGGAAGGGGGUUGUGGACUGCAGCUGCCCAGGACCACUUGGCAAAAUCUCUCCCCACAAGCAGAGUUGCCUUUAAAAACACAUCUCCAAGAGAAUCCCGUGCGCUGUGACUGGAAAUGCUUACGAUAAAGCUGCCUCAGAUCUUCAGGGUCCACCAAGUACCUCGUAUCUUCUGGGAAGAUGGGAUCAUCUCUGGCUACCGUCACCCCAAAAGCUCUGCCUUGGAUUGCGUCCUCAGCACUUUUCAGUUGAACAACGAAACCCUCAACAUUUGGACACAUUUUUUGCCGACGUGGUAUUUUCUGUGGCGCUUCCUGAUGCUCUCCUACAGCCUGGACUUCUGGCGUGACACCUACAGCUGGCCCUUCCUGGCCUACAUGGUGCUGGUGUGCCUCUACCCCUUCACCUCCAGUUGUGCCCACACGUUCAGCACCAUGUCCACCCGUGCCAGGCACAUCUGCUACUUCUUGGACUACGGAGCGCUCAGCCUCUACAGUUUGGGCUGCGCUAUCACAUACGGAGCCUACGCAAUGCCUGAUGUCUGGGUGGGCAGCCCUUUGCACCACUGCUUUGUCCCCCUGGCGGCCCUGAAUUCCUUUAUCUGCACCAGCCUGUCUUGUUACUCCCGAUUCCUGGAACUGGAGUGUCCUUCUUUGUGCAAGAUCUUGAGGACUACAGCCUUUGCUUACCCUUUUGUCUUCGACAACAUUCCAUUGUUCUACAGGCUCUUGUUCUGCUUUGGCGAAGACUGUGCCUGGAAUGACUCCGUCCCUGGUUACUUCUACCACCUUAUUUUUGCAGCCCUCACCGGCUUCCUCUUCGCUUCCCACCUGCCAGAGCGCCUGGCCCCUGGGCGCUUUGAUUACAUUGGACACAGCCACCAGCUCUUCCACAUCUGUGCUGUUGUGGGCACCCAUUUCCAACUGGAAUCUGUUUUAUGGGACUUGCAUUCGCGCCGCGCCUGGCUGAGUGCUCACGCCCCGCCGGCCACCUUCACCCAGACUUUUGUCAUCCUCGGAGCUGCCCUGCUGGGCAAUCUCGCACUCGUGGCUGCCUUCACCAUGGCCCUCCUCCGGUCCUCCGGCACAACACUGAUUCUGCAGAGCAACGUCCCUGAGGUGGAACGGCCCAAGGAGCAGUGAUGGAGGGGCUCUCUGGCUUUGGUUUCUCCGAGGGACCUUCGUUCCGCCUCCCUCGGGCAGCCACUCCUUUGAGAGCCCCUGGGUGAGAGUUUCGUCCGCUGUUGCACUUUAUACCUCAGUGUUCUGUGUCCGGAGGAACAUGGCGCCUGGGUCAGAAGGGGGGGGGGACCCUUUUGAAUGUUCCUCCUAAGUUUGAGCACUUUAAACAUUUGGUUGGGACUUGACUGUUCGUGGUUGUGCAGCGCGGAGACACACAACUGAAUGCCUCCCCCCACAGUAUGUCAGAGAAGUGGACUUGGGUUUUUGCCUGGGACGGCCAUUGCUGGCUCUCUCUCCUGCUACACAGAGCCUGAUUUCCACUUUCCAUUCGGCUCUGCUUCCAGGGGUGCAAAAUUCUAAAUAUCUGGGCACCGCGUCAUUUCUCUUCGGAUGUUCUCUUCAGGAGAGCUGCUGUUGCACUGAGAGUCCUGCUCAUGGGCUUCCCAUUGUGGGUAUCGGUGUCGGCCAUUUUGAGGACAGGAUGCUGGGCUAGAAUGGGCCUUUAGCCUGAUCCAGCUCCAGGCCUCCUCUAAUGUUCUUACAUAACUCUUGUCUCCAACGAUGGCAAGCAGAUACCUCCAGGGAGAGGGUGAAGGCACCCUGUAUUCUGAGGGAGGCUUCCUCUGAACAUGGAGCCUAGACCUGCUCUGCAUCCAUUUCUCUCACCCCCUUUUAAACCACCCACACUAUCACCACAUCUUGGGGCAACAAAUUCAAUCCAUUAAUCCUGCAUCGUACAAGGCUCCUUUCUAUUCGUCUACCACCAACCCAUUUUUCUUGAGCAACUUCCCUCGCCCAUCUUGCAUUCUGUCUCAGAUUCUCCAGCUGUGGCUCCUGCGUUGCAGGGACACGGACUAGAUGAGAAGGUCCCUUCCGAUUCUACGAUCCUGUGAUUCUCAUGUGACACAAGAGGGUGGAGGGAUCCUCUGUGGGCCAAAACCCCAGAAAGAGAGGACUCUCUCCACACUCGGCGCAAGAGAAUAGCACCGCCCAUAAGAGAACUAAGCGCGUGUGCCUUUCUUUUGGAUUGCACAGCUUAUUUGUCGCACGAAAACCCAAAUGGCAUCUCUCCCCACCCCAUGUUGCACUCAUUAAUUGUUAUCCAAUUAUUGGGAAGUUCCCCUGGGAAAGCCCUGUCAGGAGAGGAGAUGCUGAGUGAGUGCAACUACCGCAGUUGAGCACCAUUGUGAGUUGUUGUUUUUUUACGCAAGAAGGCCCCAGCCUAAAUCCGUUUGCUGUAAGAACGGAGAGCAACAGCAGGAUGAGAAUUCUCUCUGCCUCCUGUAAGCAAGAUUAGACAAAGAACUGGCUCAGAUUGCAAAAGGCAGUUGGAUGCUGGGAUGAUCCAUAAAGGUGCACAAGUGCGAUGGAUUAAGCUGGCGGUUCCCAAACAUUUUUGGUCCAUGCCCCCUUGGUUCCAUAAACUCAUCCCCAGAGGUUCCCCCCAUU
Molecule: messenger RNA, 2980 nt
Organism: Lacerta agilis (Sand lizard)
Lineage: Eukaryota; Metazoa; Chordata; Lepidosauria; Squamata; Lacertidae
Gene: PAQR6
Product: progestin and adipoQ receptor family member 6
Exons: 8
Coding region: 467-1492 (341 amino acids)
Cellular component (GO): membrane
Molecular function (GO): signaling receptor activity
Source: RefSeq, a predicted model, not a curated record